AUGGCGAGCUCAUCUAGCUCUUUUCGGGUACACGAUACCGUAAAAAACGGAUCUGUGGUUAUUGAAGCUCAAGAAUCAGUUGAUUCCGUUCACGAUGUUUCUGGGGAUGUCAUUGAUGAUGGUCUGCGAAGAGGUCUGAAGGGCCGUCAGUUUGUGAUUAUUGCGUUGGGGAGUAUCAUCGGUCCUGGUUGUUUCUAUGGACUCGGGUCUGGGCUUUAUGAAGCUGGUCCAUUGGGCUUAUUGAUUGGGUUCUCUCUUGUUGGACUGUCUGUGUGGAUUUUGAUGCAGAGCGUAGGAGAGGUUGCCACACUAUUUCCACUUCAUGGUGGAUUCGUUGAACACUGCGACCGUUUUGUAGACCCGGCUAUGAGCUUUGCGGUGUCAUGGCUCUACUAUUUCAUGUGGAGCGUGUUUCUAGCAGCUGACUGGAACAACGCAACUGUCUUCCUCCAAUACUGGAUCCCUGAUACCAGUGUCCCAACCUGGGCUUGGUACAUAAUAUUCUUCGUCUUCUUCAGCGCAUUGACGACUCUCGGAGUAAAUUUCUACGGCGAGACAGAGUACUACUUUGGAAUGUUCAAGUUCCUUUCGCUUGUUGUUCUGUUCUUCAUCUCUAUCCUCGCUGAUGUCGGGGCCUUUGGUAACGGAUACGUUGGGUUUAGAUAUUGGACAGAACCAUACGGGCCCAUCCGAAAUGGCAUCAAUGGCUUCGGACAGGUCUUUGUCUUGGCCGCUGCGUACUACGUUGGCACCGAAAUUGUUUCAGUGGCUGCGGGCGAGUCCAAGAAUCCUCAACGCGAUAUUCCGCGGGCUACUAAUUCAAUUCUUUAUCGCAUUCUGUUCGUGUUCAUCGGCAUGUCUUUUUUCCAGGGUUUAAUUUGUCCUUCCACAUCCGACGACUUGCUCCACGCAUCAACCGAUACUGCCUCAUCUCCGUUUACCAUUGGCUUCCAACUAGCUGGCUGGAAAUCCGCUGGAAACUUCGUCAACGCGAUCAUUCUGAUUGCCUUCGUUUCUGCUGCAAAUGGCGUAGUCUAUAUCCAAUCCCGAACGCUAUACUCACUAGCCUUGAAGCGAAAAGCACCAUCCAUCUUCGCAGCGACCAGUGCCCGAGGAGUCCCAUACGCCGCAAUUAUAUUCUCCAAUAUGUGGGGAUUUCUUGGCCUCAUGUCCCUCCAAACGACAGCAGGCAGUCUUUUCCUCUAUUUCACUUCCUUUGGCGGGACAGCAGCAUACAUUGCCUGGGCUGCCAUUACCUUCGUUCAUAUUAGAGUCCGAGCAGCGGCGAAGAGACAGGGUAUAUCGCCGAGGGAGUUCCCAUUCACAGCUCCAGGCCAUAUAUCGCUUUAUUGGGGGAAUCUUUUCUUCAAUCUUUUCCUGUUGUUGAUUCAGGGGUUUACUGCGUUUGAACCUCCAUUUAACUAUCAGUCUUUUAUUGCUUCCUACAUCAGUAUCCCAUUGGCGCUUGUGUUUUUCGUUGGUUAUAAAUGGUGGUUCAAGAGCAAGUGGGUAUCUUUGGAUGAUAUAGACUUCUCGAGUCGGCGUCAUUGGGCUGCGGAAGAUGAAGAUGGAGUGAAAGGCAGAUCAUGGUUUCGAAGAAUUUUGGAUGCCUUGAAGGAUUAG
Molecule: messenger RNA, 1623 nt
Organism: Penicillium verhagenii
Lineage: Eukaryota; Fungi; Ascomycota; Eurotiomycetes; Eurotiales; Aspergillaceae
Exons: 8
Coding region: 1-1623 (540 amino acids)
Biological process (GO): amino acid transmembrane transport
Cellular component (GO): membrane
Molecular function (GO): amino acid transmembrane transporter activity
Source: RefSeq, a predicted model, not a curated record